Messenger RNA from Nyctereutes procyonoides (raccoon dog), 3424 nucleotides. RefSeq lists its product as uncharacterized. Lineage: Eukaryota; Metazoa; Chordata; Mammalia; Carnivora; Canidae. Gene Ontology annotation, biological process: proteolysis; DNA integration. The record is from RefSeq and is a predicted model, not a curated record. Gene Ontology annotation, molecular function: nucleic acid binding; RNA-DNA hybrid ribonuclease activity; aspartic-type endopeptidase activity.
ACAUCUUGGGUUCAGGGGGCAACUGGAGGCAAGUUAUAUCGAUGGACAACCGAACGGAAGGUCCACCUGAGCACUGGGCAAGUAACACAUUCCUUCUUACUGGUCCCAGACUGCCCUUACCCGCUCCUAGGCAGAGACCUUCUUUCAAAAGUAGGGGCCCAGAUACAUUUUCAGCAAAAAGGGGCCACUAUUACUGGCGCAGAAGGGCAGCCCCUCCAGGUACUGACCUUGCGCCUAGAGGAUGAACACCGGCUGCACGAGGACUCUCCACCGUCCGUGCAGCCCCUAGAUUCUGAAUGGCUCACUAACUACCCUCAGGCCUGGGUGGAAACGGCCGGAAUGGGACUAGCUGUAAACCAGCCGCCCAUAAUUAUAAACUUAAAACCCUCGGCCACCCCCAUAUCGAUCCGGCAAUAUUCAAUGAGCAAAGAGGCCAAAGAAGGCAUUCGGCCACAUAUACAGAGACUAUUACAAUUGGGCAUUUUAAUACCUUGCCAGUCGCCCUGGAAUACUCCUCUAUUACCCGUAAAAAAACCCGGCACAGGAGAUUACCGGCCGGUACAAGAUUUACAAGAGGUUAACUGGAGGACAGAGGACAUACAUCCCACGGUGCCGAAUCCCUACAACUUGCUCAGCACCUUACCCCCAAGCCAUGUCUGGUAUACGGUGUUAGAUCUAAAAGAUGCAUUCUUUCGCCUAAGGUUAAGCUCUCAAAGCCAGCCUAUUUUUGCCUUUGAAUGGAAAGAUCCUGAGACGGGAUUCUCAGGACAACUCACUUGGACAAGGCUGCCACAGGGAUUCAAAACCCCCACUUUGUUCGAUGAAGACUUGCAUCAGGAUUUGGCAGAUUUCCGAGUUGGCCAUCCGGACCUCGUCCUUCUGCAGUACGUGGAUGAUUUGCUCCUGGUGGCUAGGUCAGAACAGGAUUGUGUAAAAGGUACAGGGGCCCUGCUUGAGAGACUGGGAGAACUGGGGUAUAGGGCCUCCGCCAAAAAGGCCCAAAUAGGCCAGAGACAAGUGACCUAUCUGGGAUAUCUCCUGGAAGGAGGCCAGAGGUGGCUGACGGAGAGCCGCAAAAAGGCUGUAGCCCUGAUCCCAGCACCCACUAAUGCCAAAGGACUACGAGAGUUCCUUGGCAGUGCUGGGUUCUGCCGCCUCUGGAUACCCGGGUUUGCGGAGAUGGUGGCUCCCCUAUAUCCUCUCACGAAAUCCAACACCCCCUACCACUGGGGAAAGGAGCAACAAUUGGCUUUUGACAAAAUAAAAAGGGCCUUAUUGACCGCCCAUGUCCUGAGCCUCCCAGAUGUAACCAAGCCUUUUACGCUAUAUGUUGAUGAACAUAAUGGAAUAGCCAAAGGGGUCCUAACUCAAAAACUGGGACCCUGGAAAAGGCCCGUGGCAUACUUUUCAAAAAAAUUAGACAGCGUGGCUGCAGGAUGGCCCCCAUGUCUCCGAAUAAUAGCGGCUAUGGCAGUCCUGGUAAAAGACUCAGACAAGUUGACUUUCGGCCAACCCCUCACUGUGGUGGCCCCCCACACCGUAGAGACCAUCAUCCGCCAGCCCCCUGAUCGAUGGCUCUCAAACACCCGGGUCACCCAUUAUCAGGCCAUGUUACUGAAUUCUGAGCGGAUACAGUUUGGAAUGGCUACAUCUCUAAACCCGGCCACCUUGCUUCCAGAAACCGAGUCCCCCUCCCUAGUAAUGCAUGAUUGCCACCAGAUCCUAGCUGAAGUCCAUGGCACCAGAGGGGACUUGACGGACCAGCCUUUGCCAGAUGCUGAAGCAACCUGGUACACCGACGGGAGUAGCUUUCUACGAAAUGGUGAGCGUAAAGCCGGGGCAGCUGUGGUAGAUGGGAAAGCUGUCAUUUGGGCCAGUGCCUUAGAGCCUGGGACUUCAGCUCAAAGGGCAGAGCUUAUAGCCCUAACUCAGGCCCUAAGAAAGGCUAAGGACAAAAAGGUCAGCAUUUAUACUGACAGCAGAUAUGCUUUUGCAACUGCCCAUGUUCAUGGAGAAAUAUACCGUAGAAGGGGUCUCCUAACCUCAGCAGGUAAAAACAUCAAAAACAGAGAAGAAAUACAAGAUCUUCUCCAUUCCCUCUUUCUGCCGAGAAAACUGAGUAUAAUUCACUGUCCUGGGCAUCAGCGAGGCAAUGACCUAGUAGCAGAGGGGAACAGGAUGGCCGAUGAAACAGCACGGGCCGCUGCACUAGGCCCACAGGCCCUCUCCCUACAAGUACCAGAGGCUGUCCGGACACCGGGGCAACUCUCUCUCGAGUACUCAGACAGCGACCUAGAUAUCGUCCAGCAAAUAGGGGCAGAAUAUGACGAGCAAAUGAAGGUCUGGAAACACCAAGGGAAGACGGUCCUGCCCCAGAAAAGGGCCAAAGAACUGGUGACUCACCUCCACCGAUGGACUCACCUCGGACACAAAAAAUUAAAAGCACUCCUCCGGAGAGAAGGUCAGACCUAUUACAUUCCCAAACUCCCCUCCCUGAUCCAACAGGUAACCGACGCUUGUGUACCUUGUGCUAAGGUAAAUACCAAACACCUCAAGAUGCCUGAGGGAACCAGGAUGAGGGGAGAAAGACCCGGAACUAAUUGGGAAGUAGACUUCACUGAAAUCAAGCCAGGUAAAUAUGGUAACAAGUACCUCCUAGUGUUUAUAGAUACCUUUUCAGGCUGGACAGAAGCACUCCCCACCAAGCGAGAAACCGCCCAGGUGGUUGUCAAGAAAAUCCUGGAAGAAAUUUUCCCCCGGUUUGGACUGCCCAAGGUAAUAGGGUCGGACAACGGCCCCGCCUUCGUCUCCCAGGACAGGCUAAAGGCGCUCCAGAUUAUCCAGCACCAGAUCUGGAAACCCCUUGCGGCUGUCUACCGCCCCGGAGACACAACCGGCCCACACCCGUUCCAGAUCGCUGACUCCGUCUACGUCAGGAGACAUCAGUCCAGGACGCUUGAGCCCCCCUGGAAGGGCCCAUAUACUGUACUACUGACCACCCCAACCGCCUUAAAGGUAGACGGCAUUGCUGCUUGGGUCCACGCCUCACACGUCCAGCGCGCCCCAUCAACGAGCACCGCUGGCGCCAGCCAGGACGGACCGGACGAGCCACUCCAAUGGAAGCUCCACCGCACCCAAAACCCGCUCAAGAUAAGACUUUCAAAAAUUGUUCAAUGACAGUUGUUAUAUUCCUACCUCUCCUAGCGCUCUUCACCUCCGCCAAAGGUGACCCUCAUGCCCUCAAAAGGUUAACCUGGCAGUAUGACUCAAUUUUGGUGAGAAAUAAGCAUUUUGGCUGCUCCUCAAGAACAGAGCCUGUUGUCGAUGAGAACUUGGGACAGCGUGCUCUCCUCUCUGAAGACCCGCUGUCCUCUCUUCCCAAAUCCGUCUGCUCUGGCUCAGGAAGGAACACUGAGCCCAACAC